CCCCCGUCUCCCUCCGCCUCCCCGGGCGGCCGAGGCGCCGCGGGGGCGGGGCCGCGCGAGGCCGGGCGGCGUGGCGGUGCUGGCUGGCCGCCCGCGGCCAAGGUGCGAGCGGACCGCGGCGGGCCCGGGCGCGGAGCGGGGGCGCGCGGCGCGGAGCAGCUCAGUGCAGCGCGGCCCGGCGCGGGCGAGACGAGCCCGCGGGCGGCGGCGGCGGCUCCCAGCCCGGCGGGUGCAGGGCCUCCGACUGAGCUGCGGCGGAGCGGGGCCUCGGCCCGGGCGCUGGGGGAGCCCGCCGCGGCGGGCAGCGGCAGGAAGCGGCGGCGGCGCGUCCCGGGCGGUGCGCGCCAUGUCGGGCGGGCUCCCCAAGGCCCUGCCGUCCACGGGGCCCCACUCCCUGCGCGACAUGCCGCACCCGCUGGCCGGCUCCAGCAGCGAGGAGGCCGUGGGCGGCGACAGCACGCCCAGCCCGGACCUGCUCACGGCCCGCAGCUUCGCCGACAAGGAUCUCAUUUUGCCCAACGGCGGUACUCCAGCAGGUGCUUCCAGUCCAGCUUCCUCAUCCUCCCUGCUCAACAGACUUCAGCUUGACGACGACAUCGAUGGUGAGACCAGAGAUCUCUUUGUCACAGUGGAUGAUCCCAAGAAGCACGUCUGCACCAUGGAGACCUACAUCACGUACAGGAUCACCACCAAAAGUACUCGGGUGGAGUUUGACCUGCCUGAAUAUUCGGUCCGGCGAAGAUACCAGGACUUUGACUGGCUGAGGAACAAACUGGAAGAAUCGCAGCCCACUCAUCUCAUUCCCCCGCUGCCGGAGAAGUUUGUGGUGAAAGGUGUUGUGGACCGUUUUUCAGAAGAGUUCGUGGAGACCAGGAGAAGAGCUUUGGAUAAAUUCCUGAAAAGGAUCACGGAUCAUCCUGUCCUUUCUUUCAAUGAACACUUCAAUGUUUUCCUUACUGCUAAGGACCUGAAUGCCCACAAGAAGCAAGGGAUGGCGCUGCUGACCCGAGUGGGCGAGUCGGUCAAGCACGUCACCGGCGGCUACAAGCUGAGGAGUCGGCCUCUGGAGUUUGCAGCCAUAGGCGAAUACCUAGACACGUUUGCGCUCAAACUGGGAACCAUAGAUCGGAUAGCUCAGCGGAUCAUCAAAGAGGAAAUAGAGUACCUGGUGGAGCUGAGGGAGUACGGGCCUGUGUACUCCACCUGGAGCGUCCUGGAGGAGGGGCUGGCCCAGCCGCUGGAGGGGGUGUCGGCUUGCAUCGGCAACUGCUCCACCGCCUUGGAAGAGCUGACGGACGACAUGACCGAAGACUUCCUGCCCGUGCUCAGGGAGUACGUCUUAUACUCCGACUCCAUGAAGAACGUGCUGAAGAAGAGGGACCAAGUGCAAGCAGAGUACGAGGCCAAGCUGGAAGCCGUGGCCCUGAGAAAGGAAGACCGCCCCAAGGUGCCCGCGGACGUUGAGAAAUGCCAGGAUCGGAUGGAGUGUUUCAAUGCUGAUCUGAAAGCCGACAUGGAAAGGUGGCAGAACAACAAGAGGCAGGACUUCCGGCAGCUGCUCAUGGGCAUGGCCGACAAGAACAUCCAGUACUACGAGAAGUGCCUCACGGCGUGGGAGUCGAUCAUUCCACUGCUGCAGGAGAAGCCGGAGGCCAAGUGAGCACCUCCUGGGGACGGAGGCUCCUCGACCUACACAGGGCACGGCGCCCCAUCCCGGAACGUCCCUGCCGUGCCAGCGCGGUGGCACUGAGAAAACAACUGCGGGAACAUCUCUCCUCGCGUGUUUCUUUCCCAUCCCCACCUGCCUUUGUCUGACAGAUGUUUUUAAUUGGUAUUUAUUCCUCGGUGGAGCCCGGAGGGCGGUGGUCAUCUCAGCCGAAGCAGCGAACCUUCCCUGCUGUGAAGGGACCUGUGACGUGGAAGAUCCCACGGUGAGGGAAACCUCAUUGCGGUUUCCUGUUUUGCGACAUUGGACUUAGCGGCCUGUCGUGGGAGAGAACCGGGGUCCUGCUUUCCGGGGACACGAGGAAGGAAGGCACAGACAGAAGGCCACCCUGGCUUUGCAAGGCUGCACGGCAGCUCCGGGCCCGACGUCUCUGGGCAUCGACACGUCUCGGCCCAGCAGGAGGUGUGGGCCCCUCCCUGGAAGGUCCUUCAUGUACAGUGGCCUGUAGCCGUGAGCACGGCCUGCGGCCUGCAUGUGAUGGGCGACACCUCUUUUACGGUUCCUGUUUCAGACGGGACCAUUGAAACCGGUGCCUGCGUGCAUCCGUGCCAGAGCGCCCAGCGUCCUGGUCCUCGUGCGGAGCCUGGGGACCGCACUCCCUGAACUUGGUUCUGACACUAGAAUGAGCUAGAUCGGAAACUCUUUGUAUGUAAAAUGAAAAAAAAAGGUGCGUUUUUUUUCUCUGUGACGUUCUUCCAUGUUUUUCUUUUGCUUGUGAGCUGUCAGCGGCCUGGAGAGCAGGCCUGUCGGGGAGUAGUAGCUGGCGACCCGAAGGCGGGUCCCUCCCCGGCGGCUGCAAUCACUGGGCAGAUGCCAGGCCCGCUGCCCGCGUCUGCUUUGCGCAAUGGCCGUUACCUCACCAAAAAUUCCUAGUUUAAUGUUUGAUCUCUUGCCCCCUGAGUGUUUGGGCCAUCUUGUGGUGAGAAGGUGGCCUGUCCUUGCGACACAGUUGAAAUUUUGUGAGCUCAGUGCGGAUGGCCUGCGUGAGGUGCUUUAACCAGCACCGGCGUCUGAUCAGAGAGAAGUCUGUGGCUGGCGUGGCCUCCAAGGUGACGCGAGCAGCAGUGAACCCCCCUCCCAGCUGAGCUGGCGCCCACGUGCAGCGGGUUCCCUGGGGGCCACUGGCUGCAUCUCGAGUCCUGGUCUCCAACUGCUACCAGGUUUGCUUUUCAAAUGGACAGAAACACGAG
Molecule: messenger RNA, 2916 nt
Organism: Artibeus jamaicensis (Jamaican fruit-eating bat)
Lineage: Eukaryota; Metazoa; Chordata; Mammalia; Chiroptera; Phyllostomidae
Gene: SNX30
Product: sorting nexin family member 30
Exons: 9
Coding region: 347-1660 (437 amino acids)
Cellular component (GO): cytoplasm
Molecular function (GO): phosphatidylinositol binding; protein binding
Source: RefSeq, a predicted model, not a curated record